Molecule: messenger RNA, 1596 nt
Organism: Colletotrichum chrysophilum
Lineage: Eukaryota; Fungi; Ascomycota; Sordariomycetes; Glomerellales; Glomerellaceae
Exons: 6
Coding region: 1-1596 (531 amino acids)
Biological process (GO): transmembrane transport; carbohydrate transport
Cellular component (GO): membrane
Molecular function (GO): carbohydrate:proton symporter activity
Source: RefSeq, a predicted model, not a curated record
AUGGGUGGUUUCAAGGCUGUCGAGGAUCGGCCGACGCCGAAGGAGGUCUACAACUGGCGUCUCUACAUUGAGGCUUCCAUCAUCGCAACCGGAUCUUUGCUAUUCGGCUACGACUCCGCUUUCAUCGGAACCACGAUCGCACGAACUGGUUUCAAGAGAGACUUUGGAAUCACCUCGGAGAACUCCAACAACAUCUCGAGUAACAUCACCUCGGCGUUCCAGGCUGGUGCUCUCGGCGGCGCGUUGCUUUGCUUCUUCAUCACUGAGCGUCUGGGCAGAAAAUGGACCCUGCAGGCCAAUGUUGUCAUCUUCCUCGUCGGCGCCAUUCUCAUGGUUGCCGCGACAAAUCAGCUGUCUUACAUCUAUGCGGGUCGCGCGCUGACGGGAAUCGGAUGCGGUGGCAUCACGGCCACCGUCCCCUCCUACAUCGGUGAACUCUCGAUCCCCUCGAUCCGCGGCAUCCUCACCGGUCUCUUCGAAGUUGCCUACCAGGUCGGUUCCGUCAUCGGCUUCUGGAUCAACUACGGCAUCACUCAGAACAUCAACCCCAACUCAGCGACCAGUUGGAGAAUCCCGAUGGCUUUCCAGCUUGUACCUUCCGGUAUCCUCUUCAUCGGCUGCUUCUUCAUCCACGAGAGUCCCCUCUGGUUGAUGCGCAAGGGCAAGACUGAGCAGGCGCACAAGGUUCUCGAGUCGAUCAGACAUCUUCCCAUCGAUCACAAGUACAUGCAAGAAGAGGUCGACAUGCUCCAAAAGAAGAUGGAUGAAGAAGCCGCCGUCGCCAGCGCCUACGGCACCGGCCAGUGGGCCUACUUCCGCGGCGUCGCCAGCACGCUCUGCCGCAAGGGCAUGUGGAACCGCCUCGUCCUCGUCUUCUGCGCCUUCGCCCUCAACAACCUCUCCGGUGCCGCCGCCAUCAAUUACUACUCCCCAACCCUCUUCGCAUCUAUCGGCAUCACCGACGUUGCGCUCUACACCGGCAUCUACGGCCUCAUCAAGGCCAUCGCCUCCAUCAUCUACUUCAUCUUCCUCAUCGACCUGCUCGGCCGCCGCUGGCCCGCCAUCAUCUCGUCCUUCGUCUGCUCCCUAUGCCUCUGGGUCGUCGGCGCCUACGUCAAGAUCGGCCACCCGGCCGACAUCAUCGCCGCCGGCAAGGAGCUCUCCGCGUCGACUGCGGCGGGCGGCAGGGCCGCCACAGGCAUGAUCAUGAUCUACUCCAUUUGCUGGUCGUUCGGGCUCAACGGUAUUCCAUGGAUCGUCUCAGCUGAGAUCUUCCCCGGUGCGCUGCGCAACUUCACCGGAACGUAUGCCGCCCUCGUCGUCUGGGCUACGCAGUUUGCUAUCACGAAGGCGCUUCCGUACAUCUUCAGCUCGUUCGGCUACGCGACGUGGUUCUUCUUCGCCGCGUGGAUGAUUGUGGCGACCUUGUGGGCCUUCUUCUUCCUGCCUGAGACCAAGGGUCUCACCAUGGACCAGAUGGAUGUCAUCUUUGGCUACGCACACGACACCCGUCCGGAACCAUCGACCAAAGUCGUCGACACUGCUUUCGACGAUAUCGACAAGGCGAAGCGAAGUGAGCACACCGAAGAUGUGUAG